Molecule: messenger RNA, 1863 nt
Organism: Gossypium raimondii (Peruvian cotton)
Lineage: Eukaryota; Viridiplantae; Streptophyta; Magnoliopsida; Malvales; Malvaceae
Product: OVARIAN TUMOR DOMAIN-containing deubiquitinating enzyme 12
Exons: 10
Coding region: 311-1417 (368 amino acids)
Biological process (GO): protein deubiquitination
Molecular function (GO): cysteine-type deubiquitinase activity
Source: RefSeq, a predicted model, not a curated record
UGCCAUAUUUGGUUUAAUUCUUCUUUUUUUCCUGAGGUUUUCAAUAAAAUUUCAAACGUUUUGAUCGUUAUCUUUUUUGUCACUUGUGUACUCCAUUAAUACAACAACAGUUCAUUGUUUUCUUUUUCUUCCUUGUUUUUUUCUCUUUAAACCAAGGUUUCAAGCUUUCUGGGUUUGGUGAGUGCUUAUAGAUUCCAUUUCUGUGGCUCUUCUUUUGAUUGAAUUGGGACUUGGGAAUGAUCAUAUGUUUCUGGGUUUUCAUUGGUGGUGAUCAAGUAAUCUUUUUAGGUGGAAAAUUCACUUGAAGUUGAUGACUAUGUAUCAGCAAGAUUCAGAUUUUGUGCAUUGGGUUCUGGGUGGUGACCCUUUUUACAAUUAUGUAUAUAAUAAUGACAUGGUGCAGCAAGAUGCUGGUGACAUCUAUCAUCAUACACACUAUUUUAGAGGUCAUAGUCAUACUGAUACACAAAGCAGCCUGAUAGAGAAUGAUGAGGUCAUUGCUCGUACCCUUCAGGAAGAAUUCUCGCAUCUUGCUGUGGCAGAAGCUUCCGAAUUUUCUCAUGCUGGGGAAGAGCAGUCGCAAGCAUCCUGUGAACCUCAUGAUUGGCUUACUCCUUCAACAACAGACUACUGUUAUUCAGGCUAUGAAUAUGGCCAGGAUGAAUCCGAUGAUUUGGUGCCACAUAGUUCAUGCUCUAGUUCUAGCCCCAGUGAUUCAGAGGAUUUUUCUGGCUCUUUGGAGCUGACUGAGGGUUAUUUACUUGAUGAUGAAGUAGGCAAGAGGUUGAAUCAAAUGGUUCCUAUUCCUCAUGUCCCUCGAAUCAAUGGCGAAAUACCAUCAAUUGAUGAAGCAAUGUCUGAUCAUGAGAGGUUGUUAAGCAGAUUGCAGGUAUAUGGUUUCAUGGAGCUCAAGGUUCAGGGAGAUGGCAACUGUCAGUUCCGUGCACUGUCACAUCAGUUAUUUCAUACACCUGAUAAUCACAAAAUUGUGAGACGACAAAUUGUGAAUCAGCUUAAAUCUAACCCUGAAGCAUAUGAAGGAUAUGUCCCCAUGGAUUAUACAGACUAUUUGAAGAAGAUGUCUAAGAGUGGCGAGUGGGGUGAUCAUGUUACAUUGCAGGCUGCUGCGGACAGGUAUGGCGUUAGAAUUUUUGUCAUUACAUCUUUUAAGGACACUUGUUACAUUGAGAUUCUUCCUAACUUCCAAAAGAUGAAAAGCGUUAUUUUCUUGAGUUUUUGGGCCGAAGUUCACUACAACUCAAUCUACUGCCAAGGAGGUGAUUUAUAUUACAUUUUCCUCUUUGCUUUAGCAUCCACACAAAGUUCUUUUUUAUUCAAAUACAUGUUGCCCCGAUCCUUCAUUACUAGUGUGUUAACAUUCCAACAAUGUGGCCUGCAUGAAAAAACUGACAUAUGAGUGUAUGACUCUUUAUAUGCAUACUGUUUCAAAUACAGGGGAAUGCUUAGCUUAGUUUCUUAUGGAAUGCCUAUAACAAGAAUCUUGAUAGGACAAUUUGGGAAUCUUAUGCUGUAUUGAACUUAAAAAGGGGUUUGCAUGUUCCUAGUUUUAGUAUCAUUCUUCAAAUAUUGCUAAAUCUUGGGUUGGGCGUGGUUCUAGAUCCUCCUUCAUCCGAGGUUCCAAGGAAGAAAAGAUGGUGGAAUUUUGGGAACUAACACAGCAAAGAUGAGCCAGGCUUCCAUUAAUUUCCUCCCUCUGACUUGCCAUAAAAUGUAAUCAUACUUGAUAGUUGUAUUGUAAGGAGAAACAGUAUGAUAUAUUUUUUAAUUCCCUUUGAAUUUUAUGAAAUAUUCACAGCUUAAUUCUUUCAUGCAUGAAAUAAAUUGAAAGAAAUUUGUUAUUCA